Soboliphyme baturini is the source of this 1072-nucleotide messenger RNA. Lineage: Eukaryota; Metazoa; Nematoda; Enoplea; Dioctophymatida; Soboliphymatidae. The record is from the annotation of a GenBank genome assembly.
CUGUUUUUUUGCGAUAAAACAGACGCUUUUAUUACAGGAUACACCGGUGUUUUACCCGAUCUUAAGACAUGCGCUUGGCAUUGCCGGUCUUAAAGACCCGCUGGACGUGUUCUUCAAAUUCAACCCACAUCCGGUGUUGAUGACAUGCGGAAAGUUCCAGGGAUUUCUACUAGCGAACGCCGAUCGAAUCGGCAAGGAACAGAAUGUUCUGGGAGCGAAAAUUCGCGAGGUAGAUGCCAUGUUGUCGGCGGUGAAUGCGAAAGCGGCUUUUCGGCAGAAGCAGUUCAUGAAGCUGUGUUGCGAACUGGCGACGUUGACUGAGCUGUCUGCAGAUAUCGCCAAGAUCUCUGUUCAGAUGCGAGAUGUGAUCUCCACAGCCGCCAAAAUCAACGACAUGCUUCCGGCAAAUGACCGCCUUCCUUACUUGACGUUCCCGCUCCACGUUCAACGGAUAUUCGUGCCCCCCGGAACAGAAGAACAGAAGGUGGCCCCAAUUCAGUUGCAGCGUCUGGUGACGUUUUUCAAUUUUUGGCUAACGAGGAACAUUUCUUUUAUCAACGGCUCGCUGCAGAUGUUUCAAGACAAGAUGAUUGAUUUCGAGAAUCGCCUUUCUUCCAUGGAGAUAUCGUUGGAACUGAUAGAGGCCAAGCUUCAAGGAAUUCCUGAACCGGAUCAAACGGCACCGCCUAUGUUGCCACCACAAGUGACUGAAAACAGCGCCACCGCAUCUGCCGAAGAAGAGGUUACUGUACCUGAAAAACAGCAAGAUGAGGCAACUUCCGCAGUGGUCGACCCACAGCUCCAAAAGUACCUGAAAAUGCUGCAGUUGGGAGUGCCUGUUUUGGCCGUGAAGCAGCGAAUGAUGCUGGAUGAGGUGGACCCGACCCUAAUCGACAAGUAUUUGGACAAAAUACACUCGUGCAGGAUUAUUGAAGUGCGUUCUUCAUAUGCAGCGCUGAUAAGUCGACUCCUGCACUACAAGCUGUUGCCGAUGAAGAAGCCGGUGACGCAGUUGUUUCAGAUGAUGAAUCAAGUUUUGGUUCAGAUUUCGACUCUUGACUCGGUGGAGUGA